Molecule: messenger RNA, 3116 nt
Organism: Lepisosteus oculatus (spotted gar)
Lineage: Eukaryota; Metazoa; Chordata; Actinopteri; Semionotiformes; Lepisosteidae
Gene: mchr1a
Product: melanin-concentrating hormone receptor 1a
Biological process (GO): neuropeptide signaling pathway
Cellular component (GO): plasma membrane; neuron projection
Molecular function (GO): neuropeptide binding; melanin-concentrating hormone receptor activity
Source: RefSeq, a predicted model, not a curated record
CGCUACACGUCAGAGGCUGACGAGUUUGAAAUACCUGACGAACAGAAGCAAAACAUCGGUAGUUCGGAGCAUCUCAGUGCGGAUUGAGAUCUGCGUGCGCACAACAGAUCGAACAGUAGAUCACAGUUCUGAGACUGAUGGGUUUUGAAAGAAACACACCUUUCGUUCUUGAAAACAUGACCUACGUAAACUCAUCACUCGUCUCCAAAAAUUAUUCUUCCAGUAACCAGACAGCUGCGGAAAGGGGCCAUGCGCCCUAUACCGAUGUGAUCAUGCCCAGCAUUUUCGGGGUCAUCUGUUUCUCGGGGAUCAUCGGGAACUGCAUCGUGAUCUACACCAUCGUGAAGAAGACCAAGUUCCGAGCCAAGCAAACGGUGCCAGACAUCUUCAUCUUCAACCUGUCCAUCGUGGACCUGCUCUUCCUGCUGGGGAUGCCUUUCCUCAUCCACCAGCUGCUGGGCAACGGCUCGUGGUGCUUCGGCGCCGCCAUGUGCACCAUCAUCACCGCGCUGGACUCCAACAGCCAGAUCGUCAGCACCUACAUCCUCACGGCCAUGACCCUGGACAGGUACCUGGCCACCGUCCACCCCAUCCAGUCCAACUACGUGCGCACGCCCUGCGUGGCGGCGGCGGUCAUCGGCCUGGUGUGGCUGCUGUCCCUCCUGACCAUCGUCCCUGUCUGGAUGUACGCGGGCCUGAUGCCCCUCAGUGACGGCUCUGUGGGCUGUGCCCUACUGUUGCCCAACCCCGCCACGGAUGCCUACUGGUUCACCCUCUCCCAGUUCCUGCUGGCUUUCGCCUUCCCCCUGGCCGUCAUCUGCGCUGUCUACUUCAAGAUGCUCCAGCACAUGUCUUCCUCCGUGGCCCCCCUGCCCCCGAGGAGCCUGCGGCUGCGCACCCGGAAGGUCACCCGCAUGGCGGUGGCCAUCUGCCUGGCCUUCUUCGUCUGCUGGGCUCCCUACUACAUCCUGCAGCUGGCCCAUCUGGGCGUGCAGAGGCCCACUGUCGCCUUCGUCUACGCCUACAACAUCGCCAUCAGCCUGGGAUACGCCAACAGCUGCAUCAACCCCUUCCUCUACAUCGCCCUCAGCGAGACCUUCAAGCGGCGGCUCGUCGUGGCCAUCCGGCCCGCCAGCAAGGAGUGCCGGGUCAACAACAGCACGACGGAGGGCAGCGUCAGCCUGAGAGUGGUCCCCGAGUCCCUGCAGCAGUGCCCGUUCCUGGGGGACUUCUCCCACAGCGGGCUGCCCGUCACUGUGGCGGUCCGCUGACGCGGCGGGUCCCCCCUCCCGGGGGAUCUGUGGUGGCGGCUUGCGGACGUAGAGCUGGUGAAAGUCCGCUGUUGCUCCCAGUUCCUCGCAUCUUCCCCCAGUUAAGGCCAGGCGACCAGCGGACGACGUGCCAAGUCUGUCCUGCGUCUCUGCUCAAACCUGCACCCACGGCCAUGUCCCACCUGACUGGGGGAACGUGCUGGCGUGUUCCGUUAGAUGAAUGAGUUAAAAGUCCAUCCAGAGCAGUCAUGCUGCAUGUGAUCCAACAGCGUGCACAGAUUGACUGUGAUUUUUACUCCUUCCUUCACAGCCCACUAACACUGUCCCCUUUGGAGACCACUGACAGAACAAGUGUUAUGUGUCAAACCAAAAGAUAUUGGCAGGCAGGUGGCAUCCCACCUACAGGGUGAAUUAUUAUUCUUUAAACAUAAAUUCAGAAAUGAUUCAUUUCAGUACUUUGCCAUAAUGUAGAUAACUGUUAUUGCUAAUAGUAAAUGGAGGCCUUUACAGGCAAGUUCCUUUGAUCAGGGGACAACAUGCCCAGUUUGUCCUGCAUCUCUGCUUAAUGAGGUAAAAGUCUGUCUAGAGCAUGUGAUCCAACAGUGUGCAGUGAAUGACUGCGAUUUUUAAGUAGGGCUUGUUAGGGUAAGUCUAAUUUAAGGUGCAAUCGAUUUUUUAAAAGAUUGCUGGUCGGAUUACACAUUGCACUGUUUGUACCUCCUAAUCAAUUUAACACGACUUCUUUAGCCAAAGAAAAUAAUGUUUGGACAUGAGGUUGAGCCUCUGUAAUGAAGAGUCCGAUUAUUUACUGCAAUAUUCAGAAUUAAUAGAGUGUUCAGUUUGGGAUCUCUGCAAUUUUCUCCACUUAUUUUUCCCUUCUGCUGUUUUUCAAUGUGCAAAUUCUUUUUACAAGCUUCACAGAUACUAUAUGUGCAGGACACCCAUGCUUGUUUUAAAAAAUACAAAUAUAUAUCCUAUUUAAGGUUUUACUCCUCGAAUGGAAAUAAAUACCAGACAACCUCCUAUGGUGUGCAAAAAGAAUGGAAUGGAAGUGAACCUUCACUCAGUUACACUUGGACAUUUCCUUCAUCGAGAUGGGUCACACUCUGCAAAUAUUAGAAAAGGAACUGGCUGACUGAUAUUCUGAAGGGCAUUUGCAAUUUCAAAUAACCGGACCGGCUCUCCUCAAGUAAACCUUCCUCCUGGGACAGUACCAUAGUUUUUCCUUGCGGUGCUGAUUUGCAAGUCGGCAUUGAUCUGACCUGUUCUUCUUUCCCCACUGCUGUGUUGAAUGUUUGCGGUGCAAAGCUGGGCCACUGCAUCAUCACCUGGUGCUGUGAACCCCGGGGAAAAGCAGGAAGGGUGUACAGGAUGGGACUGAUAAACAGUUACAUGCAAAAUGAAAAACUGUAUUCCGAAGUUUCAAGUGGAAAAACCUUGUCGAACAUACGGCAGGUACAGUUUCAUGUGCAAUGCAUGUAAACAGCUUUCUAAAUUCCAACAGACCAGAUGUUGUAUUUCCAUUACUUUCUAUCAGAUUCUCCUGUAAAGGAUCCUUGGAGGAAGUUUAGAUUACAGGACUGAUUGAACAAGGAUACCCCUUGAACAAAUUGCGUUCUUGAAUCAACUCUCCAUUCCCUUAACCGAUUUACUUAAACUACUAUACAGUAUAUUCAGCGGAGCCGUGGUAGUUCAGAUGGCAAGGGCAUCUGGCUCCUGACAGGUAGGUCUUGGGUUCAAUCCCACAUAGGGGCAAGUGAUGUGGCUUACCCUAUCUCCUUCCAGACAGCUCCCAGGUCCACUCAGCCUGCUUUCCAAAUGAGUACCGGAGGUAAUAGGCUGGCC